UUUUCUUUUUGAGCAAGUAAAAAAUAAGGGCACCACCAAAAAUUCCCAGUGCACACACUUCACACAGUAGAAACACACACACACACACAAAACAGAAGAUAUAUAAGCCACCAUUUAAGACGAGCUUGCUUACAUAUACGGCGUGCUCCUCAAGCCAUUUUCUCUCAGAUCUCUCUCUCCCAAUCUCUCUCACACACCACACACACACACUUUCUCUCUCCUCCUCCUCACGUAACCCUCAGAUCUGAAAAUCACCGCCUCCUACUACUACUACUACCACCAGUACCACUGUUACACCUCCACCGCAAAACACACACACACACUACCACCGGAAUUCCGACGAUUUUUACGCAUCAACGGUGCUCGUAGAUCUGUUCGACAUCUCGAAAUGAGUUAAAAUUCACUUCCGACGUGUGUGCGCAGAGAUAUUAUUCAAAAUUUUAUCUAUACAUACAAAUAUAUAUAGGAGGGUUUUGUUGUUAUUGUUAAACAGCGCAGGGAUACACAUACAUAUUCGAUAUGGCAAUGCAACCAGGGGCGGUGGUCGUACCUGAUAAAACCCCGGCGCAGUGGUACAACCCCCAGCAGCAGCAGCAGUCUCCGCCGCCGCAUCAGCAGAUGGAUGAGAAGAAGGCGUUGUUGAUGUGGCUGAGAGGUGAAUUCGCAGCUGCUAAUGCGAUAAUCGAUGCGCUUUGCCACCACUUGAGGGCGGUGGGGGGUCCCGGGGAGUAUGAUGGUGUGAUAGGGUCUAUACAGCAGAGGAGGUGUAAUUGGAACCCUGUUUUGCAUAUGCAGCAGUAUUUUCCGGUGACUGAGGUGGUUUACUCACUGCAGCAGGUGGGCUGGCGGCGGGAGCAAAAGCCGGCGGGGUUUGAGGGGAGGAUUGGGGGAGGUGGUGGGAAGGACUUUCGGAGAGGCGGUAGGGGCCAGAGAGUAGGUGUUGAGGUGCAGAAGUUAGGUGGAGAGGUGACGAAUGGUAAGUAUUCGAACAAUGCGUAUGCCAAAAGCAAUGUAAAUGGGAAUGGGAAAUUGGAUGGAGGGGACAAAGCAAAUGUGGAGGAGAAGGGUGAGAAGAAAGAUAGUUCAGAAAUGAAGCAGGGAAGCACACAAGGAGCUGUUGCUAAUGCAGAUGAUAAAGAAGAUGCUGUAGGUGAUUUCUUAGCUCCAACUUCCGAGAAACACAAUCUUGAAGUCUCUCCGAAAUCUUUUACUGUUACCGAGACGUGUGAAGGAAAAUUGGUUAAUAUAGCUGAAGGAAUGAAGCUUUAUGAAAAUGUACUUGAUGAUUCAGAAAUUUCAAAGCUUAACACUUUGGUGAAUGCUUUAAGAGCUGCUGGGAGGAGAGGACAGUUGCAUGGACAAACUUUCAUCGUUUCAAAACGACCCAUGAAGGGACGUGGAAGAGAGUUUAUUCAAUUGGGUGUCCCUAUUGCUGAUGCACCUCUCGAAUAUGAAUCUGCUGCAAGGACUAAUAACGAUCUAAAAACUGAGCCCAUCCAUGCUUUGCUUCAAGAUGUCAUCGACCGGUUACGCGCUGAACAAGUUGUUAGCAUCAAUCCAGACGCAUCCAUCAUUGACAUCUUUAGCGAGGGUGAUUACUCACAGCCUCACAUCAUUCCACAUUGGUUCGGAAAGCCCGUGUGUGUUCUGUUCUUGACAGAGUGUGAGAUGUCUUUUGGUAAGACAAUGGCAGUUGAUAAUCCUGGAGAUUAUCGAGGCGCUCUUAACCUCUCCCUUUCACCUGGUUCUGUGCUUCAAAUGCAAGGGAGGUCAGCCGAUUUCACCAGACAUGCAAUACCUUCGACAAGGAAGCAGCGAAUACUCAUUACUUUGGUAAAAUCGCAACCCAAGAGAACCGCCACACCAGCACAACCGUCUUCCAACUGGGCGCCAUCUCACAUUAGGCCGCCAGGUUCUAUCCGUCCAAUGGCCCCGCAGCAACACUUUGUGCCUGUUCCAGCCAAUGGCGUACUGACACCUCAGCAACUCCCCCCACCCCCAGCAAACGGUAUGCAGCCACUGUUCGUUCCUGCCCCUCUAGUAUUUCCAGCCCCGGUUGCUCUUCCACCUCCUUCUGCUGGAUGGCCGCCAGCAAAGAACCCUCCUCCCCGUUUGCCAGUUCCUGGAACAGGGGUUUUCCUUCCGCCUGGUAAGUCAUCAAAUCAGCCACCAUCCGUCGCUGCUACUGAGAAUAUCAUCGCUGAGUCAGCGGCUGUGUUGGAGGAAAAUGGUGUUGGGGAAUCCGUUGCAACUGAAAAUCAAAAUCUCACAGCUGAGUCAGCGCCUGUGUUGGAGGAAAAUGGUGUGGGGAAAUCCGUUGCAACUGAAAAUCAAAAUCUCACAGUCGAGUCAUUGGCUGUGUCGGAGGAAAACGGUGUAGCGAAAUCAAACGGUGUUUCACAGCAUGAGUGUGAUGGUACAAGCACCGAUGUUAAGGAAGACGAACGUGGAAAUUGUGAUUCGUGCAAAUCGGAUGAAGCAAGUUAGGUGAAAAGGAGAAAGAGAGAGAUAGUAAAAGAGAAGGUUGCAGCAACUGAGUUUAGAAAAAAAAAGGUAAUGUAAAGAGCGGCGAAGUAUGGAGAUAGUUUUUUUGACACACGCGUAUUUUGCGAGAUGAGUGAAUCUACUUUUUUUCCUUUUGGGUGCUUUAUAUGAUGAAUGAUAAUCGUGUAUGCGUUCAAAUUAGAUGACUCUUUCUCGGGAUUGGUUUCGAACCUGUAGUUUAUCUCUCUCUCAUUACGUUUUUGAGCUAUCAGUAAUGAGGACUAGUAUUUUUGCUGCCAA
Messenger RNA from Erythranthe guttata (spotted monkey flower), 2784 nucleotides. Its product is annotated as hydroxyproline-rich glycoprotein family protein. Lineage: Eukaryota; Viridiplantae; Streptophyta; Magnoliopsida; Lamiales; Phrymaceae. The record is from RefSeq and is a predicted model, not a curated record. Gene Ontology annotation, molecular function: demethylase activity; mRNA binding. Gene Ontology annotation, biological process: mRNA catabolic process.